This is a messenger RNA of Botrytis byssoidea, 4752 nucleotides long. RefSeq lists its product as uncharacterized. The record is from RefSeq and is a predicted model, not a curated record. Lineage: Eukaryota; Fungi; Ascomycota; Leotiomycetes; Helotiales; Sclerotiniaceae. The coding region runs from base 1 to 4752 and encodes 1583 amino acids. The transcript is spliced from 3 exons.
AUGGGUUCCUCCACUUGUUGUACCAGUCGUCAACCUCCUUCUCCCGAUGUAGUCUCACCUCGUCCUGUACGAUCACCAUCUCUUACUCCAGUUAACACUCUAAGGAAGUCUCCAAGAAAAACGUCCAAUUCCAGGAUUGGGGAGCUACAAACACAAGUCACUGCAUGGAGCUCGGCUACAAAAAUGAAAGAUAAAACAGAAAUCAAAGCCGUUUCCGAAGGAGAGUGUUUCCAUGAUAGUGAUAAAGAAAACGAAAUUGUGGUGGUCGGCGAAGCAGAUAGUGCCGACGAUAGCGUGAACGAAAGGCGACAGGGGGUCAAGCCAAUGCUCAGUUCCAACACACUCAAAUCCGUUAAAAGCCGUUUAAUAAAGACGUUUUCCCGCGAACCUGGAAUCGCAAAGGCCGAUAAAAGAAAAAGUAUAGGGACCAGUCAGGAAGAAGUCGAGCGAAGAAAGGAACUGAGAAGGAUAAGGCAAAAGAGAAUUGAAGAGGAAUUAAGUUAUGAUGAUGGAUAUGAUGAGGAUGCUCGGUCUACGAGUACAGUAGAUUGUCCUGCUAUGCGGACCGACAAGGCUCAGAAGAAGCGAUCUGUUCUACCAGAGGACAGUGGCAACUUUCCAAUUUUUCGGAAGCAGAGCUCUUCCUUUGGAUCGGAGGCAGUUAGCAAUGGCAGCAAUAUCUCCCUUUCUACAAGCAAUAAUGACAACACAAGUAGAAUAUCGCUAUCAGCUACCAAGCUUGAUGACACCAGUAAAGUAUCCCUUCUAAAAUCAGCAGAUCGAGGAAAGUCUCGAACAUAUUUAGGUCCUGGUGACCCAAACUCUAAUCUUCUCAAACCAGUCAAUACUCCACCGCGCAGAUACAGCUCCCCUGGCCCUUGUCCUACGCCCAGUGAAACCGACUUAUUCCAGCCUGGAAAACACCACCUCAGGCAAACAGACAGUGAAGUUUCUGCAAUACCUUCAGCAUCUCUAGUAGAGGCUCAAAGCCUGCCAAGUUCUGCUACCCUUGAUCCGAGCACGGCUUCGAGCUGGCGAUUAUCAUAUACUUCUCAUCAAAGUAAUCGUGGUGCGCAUCUUCGAAGGUUAAGUCAACAAUUUGAGGCUCCAAUUCAAUCAGCGACGGAUGUUGCAAACGUAGGAACUCAAACACUUCCACGUUGGCUAAAAACUCAUGGGCUCCGAUCGUCUUCGCAGGCUAUCACUACUUCGGAAGGUAGCACUUUACCAAAAGAGCCAUCAUUCAUGCGUCCUCCACGUUCAGAUACUGGAUUUGGUGGGGUUGAUGGAAGUGGAAGCUUUUCAAAUAUGCAUUUGCAGGAUAUGGAUAUCUCUAAACGUCUUCUGCAGAGCUCUUGCUCGUCACCACAGCUAGCCAGCUGGGAGGAGCAUCACCGUGAAGCUUCCGGAAUUAGUACUGCGACACAAAGUCGUGCUAGAUAUAUGCGAAACCCAUCGGAAACAAUAUCAAUACCUUCAUGCCCAUCAAUUGCCUUGAGCGAGCUAGUCCCACCAAAUUGGGGAAAAUUACCAAAUGAUGGAACUUCCUCAUUUUACCCUACCGUACCCAACAGCAUCCAGCCUUCACCAGAAUGUUCACGGUUUGAGCUAUCUCCUUUCAUGUCCACAAACAGAAGUAUCCCUACAAUGGUAGAGCCACAAGUAACUGAUGGGAUUAUGACUCCUCUUCGCUCGCCACUAAUGCCAGCAGCAUUAGGGAGCGACACCCCUACCACAAUCAAUGUAUCUUUAACGAGCCUUCAAGCCCCUCUAAGCAGAUAUUCCGCCAAACAAAUUGAUGAGAGCUCGCUUUUUGCUUCUGAAACCACCAGUUUUCGAGAACGAGAAUUGGAAUUAAGUCAUAUCCAAGCACGGUUUGCUUCGUCCGAUUCGCAUAGACCUCCAAGUACACCAAUAUCAAGCAAGUUCCGCGAAGAAUUCGAUAUUUCGCUCACUCCUCAACCUAAAUCUCCUUUUCAGAAGCUUGUCAGGGCUUGCUCGCUGAAUAGAAGUCGUGAUGUUGUGGAAGAGGAUCCAUUACUUGCUCCUCCACCGCAUAGAUCAGGAUUUGGGUAUCGAUUUAUCUCUACUCCCACAUCACUAAGUAGAAGGAGUACUGCGCGUCAUUCGACACCAACGAAGAAAACUACAGAAAGAAGAAGAACCCCAAAUGUUGAUGAUUCGAUCGAUACUCCAGUAAAAGGUAAAUUCUCUGCAUUUCGCAGAUUUAAGCGUCUGGCUAGUUUGGGUGGGUACGAUGGUCCGGCAGAUGAUCAUAGAGGCAGUAGAUCCGAGUCUGGCACUGCACGAAGACCAUCUGCGUUGGAUGCUAGGCUAGGCUUGGGUGCCGAGAUGACCGCAAAGGAGGCUCAACGGAAAAUAUCCAUACCUCCUGGCAUACCAUCCAUCACAUUGCCCACUCCCGAGUCUCCAAGUAUUAACACAGCUGACACUCAUGAACCUGGUGUUUUGGCUCGCAUGGCUACAACUAUGCAUGUCCCGACUCCGGAAAUUCACUUACCUGGCCAUCUUGGCCGCAUGGCCACAACUAUGCAUAUCCCAAAUCCGGAACUUCAUAUGCCUGAUACUCUUGCUCGUAUUGGUACUGCUAUGCAUAUUGACUUACCUACACCUCACUUUCCUGAUGCCUCAUCGAUUCUUCAUACCCCCCAUAUUGAUAUUCCAACCCCUCACCUUCCCAGCAUUCCCCAUAUCAGUUUUGGUCAUCAAGAUUCAGAUUCUCCCCCAAAAGAAAAGAAGGGCUUCAAUGCAGCACCUGCAAUCGCUCCAAUUGCUGCACCGAAAUCAAAAGUCCAAAGGCCUAGCAAUGAUCCUGGAGCACCACAGUGGAGAGGCCCACGAGCUAGAAAUCGCUCCACGACUAGGGAGGAUAGUAGGAGAAGAAUGGACACUAGUCAGGAUGAUUCCGCAGCUGUUUGGAUGAGAGCAGUGAAAGGUGCGGUAUCAGAUAGUUCGAAAGCACGCAAGGAUAAUCAAGACGGAGACGAUAUCUUUGGAGAUUGGGAGGCACAACUAGCUGGAGUUGCAUCUAAAUCCAAAUACGAAAGCCGAAAAUUUGGCUCGAGAGGCAAACCAAAGAUCCAUCAAAUUGAACAAUUUCCAGAAACUUGGUGUAGAUUUCCCAGCCACGAAAGGAAUGCCAGGGGGCAUGAAAGUGCGGGUGUAGAGUCAGCUGUUGAAGCAAAGGAUUUUGCCAUUUUGAGGCCGGGAAAUGAGAGUUUGGGAAGAUCGGAGCAUUCUUAUGGUACAAGAAGGAGAAGAAGACCAGGCAUGUAUGCUGAGAAUAGUAGUGAUCCCAGUAAUUUUCAAGGAUUAUCUGAUGAGGAGCUGGAUGCAAUUGAAGCUGCAGAGCCGUUCUACAAACGGUGGAGUCAUAAAAUUAAAAUUGCCUGGAUGGACUAUAGAAUUGAGGAUGCACAAAAGAAACACGCAUUUCAUUCGGGGAGCUUGGGAAGGAGAGGUUCAAUGACUAUGGAUGGAAAAGUACCAUUUCCCGAACUUGAAUUGUUACCAAUGAGGGCACCCCUUCCGCCAAGUGAGGUGGUAGAUGACGAAGCGGAUGAUAUUGAGGCGGAAAGAAAAAGAGUGGAAGCGAUCCAAAAAGCUAAAAUUAAGCCGCAUUAUGAGGCGGCAGAUUUGACUCAGAGCAAGGGAGGUGUAAGUGAUCUGUUGGAUAUUUUUAGUUCAGGACCUGAGGAGCCAGCUGAACCAAAGAUGCCUGUUAAAAAGAAAGGUCCGAAAGCAAAGAAAGUUAGAGACCCUUAUGCAUUGGAUGAAGAUGAUGACUUAGGUGGUGGUGGCGGUGGGGAUAAGGGCGAUGAGGACGAAAUACCCAAGAAAAAAGGAAAGAAGGUCAGGGAUCCCUAUGCAAUUGAUGAAGAUGAUGAUGAGGAUCUGCCAUCCGCUCCAAAAAAGAAGGAAAAGGCGAAGAACCCAUACGCAAUUGAUAAUGAUGAAAAUGAGGAGAUGCCGCCUAUUCCGAAGAAAAAGGGCAAGGCGAAAGACCCAUAUGCUAUCGAUGACGAUAAGGACGGCUCAUCAGACUUUGGUUAUGGAGACGAAUUGGGCAAAAUUGAUCAAAUCGUGAUGAAAGAGGUGCUAAGUGAUGAUGACACGAUUGACCAUACACGAUUUGAAGACUCGGUCAUUAGUUUUCGUGAUCCUGAAUUCUAUCAGGAUUGUUUGGUGAUGCCCAAAGAACCAAGUCCUGUGCAUGUUAAAGAAUGUUCUGUACUAUCUAGUCAUGGAAUCAUUGAAGAGGAAAUCGAGAACCCAUCCAAGAACGGCGUGGGCAUUGAAGUACAAGUUAAAGAGAUUGGCGAGGGGGUUGUCAAGCAGAUUGAGAAGUUCAAAACUUGGAAUGGCAAAGAUUGGGAGAAGGAAAUGGGAGGAUUCUUGAAAAGAAGAGACACUAGUGUAGGAAGAGAUAGCAUGAGAAGCGCGAGAUCAGCAUGGAGUAUGGGGAGUCAGGGAUCGAGAAAUACAGUGAGGAGUGUUGGAGUAGAAGUCAAGAGACUAGAGGAUUUAGAGAGGGAAAGAAAAGCUUUGAGAAAGGAUGGUGGUCACUUGACAGGAGGUGUGCCGAGGAGGGUCAGAGGAAAUAGAGGGUGGGACAAUGAGAGAGGACACGAAAGGAGCGCUAGCUUAGGAGGAAGAGUUGUGGGAUUCGAGGGACUAAGUGGCUCGAGUGAAACCAGGGGAAGGAGGUUAACGUUUGGAAGUGGAAGGUAG